AUGGCGCCCGACCAUUGUCCGCCUCCUCGCCAAAAACGGGUGGAAUACGAACAGAAAGCAUAUAGAUUGUCGAACAAGCGAAGCAAGCAAGGUACUGUCACUAUCGAUAGCAGUCAGGAAGGUUACGGCGGUAUUGAAGACGAGGACAUAUUAGCAUUAGAGCUGGCCAACAAAAAUAUCUCUUCAGCGGAGAUUAACAAGUUGGGCCAGCGAUCUACCGACGCAGGCGGGAAGCGAUCAGAACUCACCGAAAUUCAAACCCCUCACCCUAACAAUGACCUUAUUUUCGCAACUACUGGGGAGCAACUUCUUCAGCUACUAUGUCAACUGUGGAAGGAAAAAGGGCAUGAUCCUGGUGCACUCCUCGAGACAACAAUUAGUGGCCAAAGAAGCUAUAUUGCACCUUCGGCCUGGCUACCUCGGUAUUCCCACACCAACGACAAUGACCUCCCUCUACCCUCCAAGAAGGUUGCACAGCAAUGGCUCAUGACGUUUCUGAACGGUCCGAAUAUGCUUUUUUGCAUCUGUGACCAUGCAGGAAGCCUAGAACUACUUGAUGCUCUUUAUGACCCUCAGUUUGCCUUGAGCCCAGUAUCAAAGUGUGUGGUCUUCUGGCUAGUCACGACUGGCUGCAGGUUCUCUGAAGUCUCUGACGAGCAUGAACGCAGGGGUAUGUACGAGGCAGCAGAACGUUUGCUGAAUAAUCGGAUCGAUGAAGAGACUGGGUCGUUGUUCUGGCUCGUACAAGUUUUGCUCCUGAAAUGCGUUUACUGGCUCUCAGAGAAGAAGAAUAUGUGUCGAGUUACCCUAGGCACCGCAAUUCACUUCGCCGAAAUGGAAGGCCUCGAUCUUGGCCGUGAGCAAUGCCCACAACUGUCAGAUGCGGAGUACAAUCGAAGACGACAAGUGUGGAUUGCCGUCGUCACGGGCCGCUUACCGCAGAUCAACCCCUAUACGACGCGAGAUCCCUUGAUUCAGGACUACUGCGAGGACAUAAGCAGUCCAGAUCAGGAGCUUGGGGUCAACAUGGCAAAAAUAUCGAUCGUGGUUAACAAGUUCCUUCGGGAUAUUUAUACGUCGCCGGAGACGCCCGACACUGCCUAUGAGAAGUACUUGCACAUGCUCGAAGACUGGUCCUCAUCCCUGCCGCCCAAUCUACGAUACUUCCCGGACCAUCUCGCCGGCGAAACCAAUUCCACAUUUGCGACCACAGACGAGCUUUCAUCAGUGUGGUUUGUUCCGAGCCCUGUCCUAAUACCUAUGCUUACUACCGACAGCUCUACCUUGAAAUUACUGAUGCAGCCAUACAAAUCGGCCACAUCAGUGCCAAAAUGGUACCGCAGGGAUUUAUAUGCAAAAAGUCCUGGCUUGCGAGAUCUUUCCGCCGGAGAGUCUCGUAUGCGAUGGAGCUUGACAUCAGCGCAGGAGCAGACCCGGCACCAGCUGAAGAAACACGGCCUCCAAGUUUGUCUGGACGUCUUGUCAUACUGUGCUACGAAGAGCGCCGACGCCCAGAAACUCGUCGAAAUUGUGAAGACAUUUCAACGAAUGCUCGACGAUGCAGUACCCCCAAAUUUUAGCCUGCUGAGGGAAAACAUCUCGACAGUGUGCGCGGCGCCACCGUCCUCGUCCAGUCAAAACUACUCCUGGUACACCAACUUGUCGGCAAAUUCCUUCCCCGAUCAGUCGGCGAGUAGAAUGAACUCGAACCUCGAAUCUGAGGGGAGGCUUGCUGCCGACAUUAGUAGACCUCCAACAUUCUCAAGCCAAUCAUCGGGCGAGAGCGCAUUGCCUUCAGAGUCUUCUUCCUCGGCCACAUAUUUCCUUAACAGGCCAUGGAGUGACAUGAGUCAACUGUUAUAUAACACCAAUCUCAACGCUUCGAUGGCAGACCAAUCGGAGCAGCACCCAGUGGUGCCACAGCAUUUCCAGAGCUUUCUCCAAUGGAUACCAAGUUACCAAGAUCCGCAGGGAGUCUACCAGUACCAGAAUCCUUCUUUUAGCAGUAGCUAG
Exophiala bonariae is the source of this 2013-nucleotide messenger RNA. RefSeq lists its product as uncharacterized. Gene Ontology annotation, molecular function: sequence-specific DNA binding. The record is from RefSeq and is a predicted model, not a curated record. The transcript is spliced from 8 exons. NCBI's taxonomy places the organism in Eukaryota, Fungi, Ascomycota, Eurotiomycetes, Chaetothyriales, Herpotrichiellaceae. Gene Ontology annotation, biological process: positive regulation of transcription by RNA polymerase II. Gene Ontology annotation, cellular component: nucleus. The coding region runs from base 1 to 2013 and encodes 670 amino acids.